AUGAUGAAUCAGGCAAAUGGGAAUAAUUCAUCAACCAUUACAACAUCACUGAAUAACAACAAUUCAACAAAUAUAACCAAAAAACAAACCAACACCAGUAGUAAUAACAACAGCAACAACACAAACACUAAUCCAAAUAAUAAAUCAUACAAUUCAUCUAUUAAAAAUUCAAAUUCACCGAUACUAUCAUCAUUAUCAACUAUAACUGAUUCAAAUGCUACAAAUUCAAAACAAUUAUUAAAUACUUAUAUUUAUGAUUUUUUAAUUAAACAAAAAUUACCUCAAACUGCAAAAAUAUUUAUAAAUGAAGCAGAUAUACCUUCAAUUAAACAACAACAACAACAACAACAGAAUCAACAACAGUCUAUUCAAUCACCAAAUCAAUUAAAAUUUUUAAAAGAUAAUAAUUUACCAAAAAUGUCAUUAGCAAUGGAUGCUCCACAAAGUUUUUUAUUUGAAUGGUGGCAAAUAUUUUGGGAUAUUUUUCAAAUUAAAAAUAAUAUUAGUGGUGGUAAUAUAAAUCAAAUUAGCAGUAAAGGUAAUGAUAAUUCAAAACAAAAUUUAGCUCAAAAAUAUUAUCAAUUACAAUUAUUAAAACAAAAACAACAACAACAAGAAUUAGCAAUGUUUAUGCCUGGACCAAUGAAUAAUCUUCAACAACAACAAACUCAAAAUCAACAUCAACAGCAACAACAGCAUAAACAACAAAACCAACAACAACAACAGCAGCAACAACAACAGCAACAACAAUUACAACAAUUGAAAUUUCAACAACAGCAACAACAUGGUCAAGGACAGCCGCAUCUUCAACCUCAAAUUCAACAACAAUUACCACCUCAUUUACAACAACAAAUCCCACAAUCAAUUGCUCAACAACAACAACAACCACAACAAACUGGUCAACCUGGCCAACCUCUUUUAAAUCCAAUUCCAACUAAUGGUCAACCUUCUCAAGGACAAUCGAAUUUAAAUUCAUCACAAAUACAACCAUCACAAAUUCAAAAUCAAAAUGUUUCAGCUCCAACACCACAAAUGCAACAUCAACAAAAUCCAUUAUCAGCUUCUUCAGCUAAUUUUCCAAAUAUGGUACCUCAAAAUGCUCAACAACUUUUCAUGAUGAAUCAACAAUUACAACAACAACAGCAACAACAUCCUCAACAACAACAACCUCACCCACAACAACAUCCGCAACAAGGACAAAAUGGCCAAAUUGUUCCACCACCAAAUCAAACAAUGCAACCAGGUGCACCAAUGAUGAAUCAGAAUCAAAAUCAAGCUGUUGAUCAGCAAAGAAUGAUGAUGAUGAUGAAACAACAAGCGGCAGCAGCAGCUCAAAAACAAAUGAAUCUUAAUUCAACCAAUGGAGGAGAUCAACAAACAACACCAAUGAUGAAUAGUGUCUCUAAUAAUUCAAUGAAUAAUUUGGGAAAUAAUUUAACUUUACAACAACAAUUAUUUCUUCAACAACAAUCACAAUUACCACAAAAUCAAGUACCUAAAAAUUCUUUCCAACAACAAGCUCAGAAUCAAAUGAAUAGUUUACGUCAACAAGCAGCAGUUGCGGCUCAACAACAACAACAACAACAGCAACAACAGCAACAGCAGCAACAAUUCCAAGCAAAUGAUAUUGGAUCUAAUCAUAAUUCUCCUGCUGCUCCUUGGUUACAACCCCAUCAAACUCCUCAUAUGAUGAAUAAUAGUCCAGGUCCAAAUGGUUCACAUCCAAAUCCUCAACAAGAUCAAUUUUUACAACAACAAAAUAAUAAUAAUAAUAUUGCUCCAAAUACUACUGCAAACACUCCUUUACAACCUCAAAAUAAUGCUCCACCAAUUGUUAGGAAUUCUAAUUCUACAUCAAAUAUUAAGAAUAAACCUGGUGUUAUAAACAUUAAUACUGCAGCUAAUGGUAAAUUAUCAAAAACUAAUAAUCAACAACAAUCAUCAAGUGUCAAUCCUAAUAUACCAAAUGGUAGAAAUAUGAAUGCAUUACAAGAUUAUCAAAAUCAAUUAAUGUUACUUGAAAAACAAAAUAAGAAAAGAUUAGAAAUUGCAAGAACUACUGGUAAUUCUGAACAAAAUGUAUUAGGAAAUGAAAUGUUACCACCUCAACAAAAUCAAAUUCAAAACCAACCACCACCACCACAACAACAACAAAUGUCUCAAUCUCAACAUUCAACACCCGCUGUUUUUAAUGCUCCACCUCCAACUCAACAAAAUUUCAAUGGUAAUCCUCAAAAACUUUCACCUGCAACUUCCUCUAAUCCAUCUCCAUUGACUGCGAAUAAACCAUCACCAGCAAUGGGUAAUAAAAAACCUAAAAAGGAACCAACAGGUAAAAGAAGUAGGAAACAAAGUUUUGUAGGAAAUCCACAACAACAACAAUCACAAAAUAGUCAGAAUUCUCAACAACAAGCUCAUACUCCAUUAACAUCACAACCAUCAAGUGCAGGCACUGAACAACAACAUUUACCACCACAUCAAAAUCAUCAUCAACAACAACAACAACCAAUAGCUCCACCAUCAGGAGGACCACAACAAUCACAACAACAACAACAAAGAAGAGGAUCAAAUACUCCAAAUAUUGGUAAAAAAGAAUUUACUCCAUUAACACCAGUAAGUGAACCAAUAACAAAUAAUAAAAAGAAACGUAAAAUGAAUACAGUAAAUGAAUCACCAAGAAAACAAUCUAAACAAAUACCAACAUCAUCUACAGCAAAUGCAACAAUAUCUAAUGGAAUUAAAAAAAUUGAUACCACUACCAACAAUAACAUAAUAAAAGAAGAUUCAAAAGAAAAUAUAUUAGAUUUUAAAGAUAAAUCAACAAAUAGUGAUGAUGAAUUUCAAAAUGUUUUAAUGGGUAGUAAUAGUAGUAAUAAUGAUGAUUUAUUUAAUGUUGAUUUAUUAUCUGAUCCAACAACCACCACCAACAAUCAAAAUAAUCAAUCUCAAUCAAAUAAUAAUAAUGGAUUAGGACCACCGGUUAAUACUGGUACAACAUCAUCAACAACAAAUUUUGAUGAUAUUGAUUUUGAUAUUAAUCAAUUAUGGGGUGAUGGAAAUGUUGAUGUUGAUUCAAAUUCUUUAAAUGAUAGUAUUGGUGGAUUUAAUUGGAAUGUUGAAAUUGAAAAUGGUGAUUAA
Messenger RNA from Lodderomyces pseudojiufengensis, 3138 nucleotides. RefSeq names its product Flo8p (gene FLO8). Gene Ontology annotation, molecular function: protein binding. The coding region runs from base 1 to 3138 and encodes 1045 amino acids. Gene Ontology annotation, cellular component: nucleus. The record is from RefSeq and is a predicted model, not a curated record. The transcript has a single exon. Lineage: Eukaryota; Fungi; Ascomycota; Pichiomycetes; Serinales; Debaryomycetaceae.